Teleopsis dalmanni is the source of this 373-nucleotide messenger RNA. Its product is annotated as translation machinery-associated protein 7 homolog. The record is from RefSeq and is a predicted model, not a curated record. The transcript is spliced from 2 exons. Lineage: Eukaryota; Metazoa; Arthropoda; Insecta; Diptera; Diopsidae. The coding region runs from base 109 to 303 and encodes 64 amino acids.
UUGGCAACACUCUUUUUAUGUUAAUGUCAUAAAAUUCCCCAGAAGGGUGAUUUAGGUUUAGCAUGUAGUGUGCCUGUUUGGUUACGUGCGCAAGGUUGAAUUUUAAAAAUGUCUGGUCGGGAAGGAGGAAAGAAAAAGCCACUGAAGGCACCUAAGAAAGACUCAAAGGAAUUGGACGAAGACGAAAUGGCUUUUAAGCAAAAACAAAAGGAACAACAAAAGGCGAUGGAAGCUGCCAAACAGAAAGCAUCACAAAAAGGUCCGCUUGUUGGUGGAGGUAUUAAGAAGUCAGGAAAGAAGUAAAGCUGUCGCCAAAUUAGUUUUUUUUUAUUUUUAUAAGACCGAUGAAUAGCAUUUGUAAUAAAUAAAUUAA